GAUUUGCCUUUUGUUAUUGGUAUAUGCUCGGGAAACAGCAAGCAGGGGCGACGGCGCUGGGAGCUAUGCCUGUUCCAGACCAGCCAUCGUCUUCUGAUAAGACAAGUUCCCUUAGCCCUGUGCUGAAUACAUCAAAUGGAGAUGGAUCUGAAACAGAGACCACCUCUGCAAUUCUGGCAUCAGUCAAGGAACAAGAGCUACAGUUUGAAAGGCUUACACGAGAACUUGAGGCUGAACGCCAGAUUGUAGCCAGCCAACUGGAGAGAUGUAAACUUGGAUCUGAGACUGGAAGCAUGAACAGCAUUAGUUCAACUGAAGAACAGUUUCACUGGCAAACACAAGAUGGUCAGAAGGAUAUAGAAGAUGAACUGACAACGGGUCUUGAACUUGUGGAUUCUUGCAUUAGAUCACUGCAAGAGUCAGGAAUACUUGAUCCACAGGACUAUUCAACUAGUGAAAGGCCGAGCCUUCUGUCCCAGAAUGCACUCCAACUCAAUUCCAAACCUGACGGGUCCUUCCAGUAUUCAUCUAGCUAUCAUAGCAACCAGACCCUUGCCCUUGGUGAAACGGCAACAUCACAGCUCCCAGCCCGCAGCAGUCAAGCCAGAGCUUCUAUACAGAACUACAGCCAGGGCACCACUGGCCGGACAGCCCACCUCGCCUCCUCGGACCAGCCGCCGCCGCCGCCGCCUCCGUCGCAGCCGCUGCCCAGGGAGUCCUUCGCGCCCAGCCAUGGGAGCGCUUUCCAUUUGCCGGACUCUUCGUCGUCGUCGUCCUCGCAGCAGCAGCAGCAGCAGCACUCGCCGGCUCUCUACUACUCGAGCUCCACGCUGCCGGCACAGAGAGUGAGCUCGCCCUUGUCCAUGCAGCAGGUGGGCUCGCCGACCAAGCUCCAGCGGGCGGGCUCAGCCUCCGAGAGCAGCGCCGCCGCCGCCGUGCGGGUCUCCUCCCCCAAGCAGUCGCCCAGCCGCCUCGCCAAAUCCUACAGCACCAGCUCGCCCAUCAACAUCGUCGUCUCCUCGGCCGGGCUCUCGCCGUCCCCGAUCCGGGUCACCUCCCCGCCCACCAUCCAGUCCAACAUCUCCUCUUCGCCCAUCCAUCAGCUGAGCUCCACCAUCGGCACCUACGCGACGCUCUCGCCCACCAAGAGGCUGGUCCACCCUUCGGAGCAGUACAGCAAGCAUUCCCAGGAACUCUAUGCCACCGCCACCCUGCAAAGACCGGGAAGCCUAGCCGCUGGAUCCCGGGCUUCCUACACAAGCCAGCAUAGCCACCUAGGCUCAGAAUUAAGGGCACUACAGUCUCCGGAACACCACAUAGAUCCUAUUUAUGAAGACAGAGUAUACCAGAAGCCCCCUAUGAGGAGUCUCAGCCAAAGUCAGGGAGACCCUCUUCAACCAGCACAUACAGGCACUUACCGCACUAGCACAGCCCCAUCUUCCCCUGGUGUCGACUCCGUACCCUUACAGCGCACAGGCAGUCAACACGGCACACAGAAUGCAACAGCGACCUUCCAGAGGGCCAGCUAUGCAGCAGGCCCAGCCUCCACUUACGCAGACCCCUACCGACAGCUGCAGUAUUGUCCUUCUGUUGAAUCACCAUACAGCAAAUCUGGACCAGCCAUCCCACCUGAGGGAACCUUGGCUAGGUCACCUUCAAUUGAUAGCAUUCAGAAAGAUCCCAGAGAGUUCGGAUGGAGAGAUCCAGAACUUCCAGAGGUUAUCCAAAUGUUACAGCAUCAGUUCCCUUCUGUACAAUCCAAUGCUGCUGCCUACUUACAGCAUCUCUGCUUUGGAGACAAUAAGAUAAAAGCUGAGAUAAGAAGACAAGGAGGAAUACAAUUACUGGUGGACCUGUUGGAUCAUCGGAUGACUGAAGUCCACCGCAGUGCCUGUGGAGCUCUGAGGAACUUGGUAUAUGGGAAGGCCAAUGACGACAACAAAAUUGCUUUGAAAAACUGUGGGGGUAUUCCAGCAUUAGUACGAUUACUCCGCAAGACUACAGAUUUGGAAAUCAGAGAGCUGGUCACAGGAGUUCUCUGGAAUCUGUCCUCUUGUGAUGCACUGAAAAUGCCAAUUAUCCAGGAUGCCCUUGCAGUGUUGACCAAUGCAGUGAUCAUUCCUCAUUCAGGAUGGGAAAACUCCCCACUCCAGGAUGACCACAAAAUACAGCUUCAUUCAUCACAGGUGCUGCGCAAUGCCACUGGGUGCCUAAGGAAUGUCAGCUCUGCUGGAGAAGAAGCCCGCAGAAGAAUGAGAGAGUGUGACGGACUUACUGAUGCAUUGCUCUAUGUGAUUCAGUCUGCUUUAGGAAGCAGUGAAAUUGAUAGCAAG
Pogona vitticeps (central bearded dragon) is the source of this 2333-nucleotide messenger RNA. Lineage: Eukaryota; Metazoa; Chordata; Lepidosauria; Squamata; Agamidae. The record is from RefSeq and is a predicted model, not a curated record.